GAUGUCGCAACCUUGAUUAAACCGGAAUGAGUUGUCAGAUGAUUCUUCAUUUUUUGAAAAGUAAUCUUUAACGGCGUACAUUUUGACCACUGUCACUGAUAAAACUAAAUAUUUUCUCCGUAUGUCAUGGAGGCUCGGACUGGGAAUUUUGCUUUCUGUCUUAUAUUCACAGCCUGUUUGCUUAACGUGUCUCUGCAAGGGGAGCAUCAGCGGAGGCUGUAUAAAGACUUGAUGAAAAAUUACAACCCGCUGGAGAGGCCGGUGUUUAAUGACUCGCACUCCCUCACCGUCUACUUCAGCUUCAGCCUCAUGCAGAUCAUGGACGUGGAUGAGAAGAACCAGGUUUUUACAGCUAACAUCUGGCUACAGCUGUACUGGCAGGAUUACUAUCUGCAGUGGAAUGCCUCAGAAUAUCCUGGUGUGAGUAGCGUGAGGUUUCCUGACAGCCUGAUCUGGAAGCCAGACAUCCUGCUGUAUAACAGUGCUGAUGAGAGGUUUGAUGCCACCUUUCACACCAAUGUCCUGAUCAACUCCUCUGGGCAUUGUCAGUACCUCCCCCCAGGGAUCUUCAAGAGCACCUGCUACAUCGAUGUGCGUUGGUUUCCAUUUGAUGUUCAGAGAUGUGAUCUGAAAUUUGGCUCCUGGACUUAUGGAGGGUGGUUGCUGGACCUGCAGAUGCUGCAGGCUGACCUCACAGGAUACAUUCCCAGUGGGGAGUGGGACCUUGUAGAGGUCCCAGGGCGUAGAAACGAGAAGUUCUAUGAGUGCUGCAAAGAGCCAUACCUGGACGUGACCUUCACCGUGGUGAUGCGCAGACGCACCCUCUAUUACGGCCUGAACCUGCUCAUCCCCUGCGUGCUCAUCUCCACCUUGGCACUGCUGGUAUUCCUGCUGCCUGCAGACUCUGGAGAGAAGAUCUCCCUUGGAAUCACUGUGCUGCUCUCGCUCACCGUCUUCAUGCUGCUGGUGGCUGAGAUUAUGCCGGCCACCUCAGAUUCUGUGCCGUUAAUUGCCCAGUACUUUGCCACCACCAUGGUCAUCGUCGGCCUCUCCGUGAUUGCUACCGUUCUGGUGUUACAGUACCACCACCAUGAUCCCGACGGGGGAAAAAUGCCGAAAUGGACGCGUGUGGUUCUGCUGAACUGGUGCGCCUGGUUCAUGAGAAUGAAGCGGCCGGGAGAGGACAGGGUGCGGCCAGCCUGCCACAACAAGCGGCCGCGCGGGAGCAUCUCCAGCGUGGAGCUGAACGCCAGCACCGGGCCGCCCCAGUAUGCCAACGGCAACAUGCUCUACAUCGGCUUCCGGCACAUGGAAAGCGUGUCCCACACCAACACCCCCGACUCCGGGGUGAUCUGUGGUCGGCUGUUGGCAGCCGGCGAGGAGGAGCUGCCGCUGCCAGGAAUCCAAACCUCCGGCAUCUCCGGCGGGGACCCUGAGCUGACCAAGAUCCUGGAGGAGGUGCGCUACAUCGCCAGGCGCUUCCGGGAGCACGACGAGGAGGAGUCUGUCUGCAACGAAUGGAAAUUUGCUGCCUCCGUCAUCGACCGGCUCUGCCUGAUGGCCUUCUCUAUCUUCACCAUCCUCUGCACCAUCGGCAUCCUCAUGUCUGCACCCAAUUUCGUAGAAGCUAUCUCCAAAGACUUCUUUACCUGAGCGUGGGCGUCUUCCAGUUCAUUAAAAGAGAAUCUAUAUUUAUUACAAAAAAAGUGCUCACUAUGAACAAAAAACGGUAAAACGGUCUUUAUAAAUGCAUUUUUAUGCUUAAUGGAGGUUAUUCUGCGGUUAGUUUACAAUGAUUUAAUUAUUGUGGGUCUGGGAAUAUUGAUUUUAGAAACAAGUAAUUGGAAGGUGUUAUUCUAUCUGUCAUUCCAUGGCUUAUCUAGGUCAGGAUGUGGGGUAAUCUAUAAUCUUUACUGCUAAAACCUUUAAAAAUGGCCUUAAUAUUGUUUGUUAUGUCAGAUUUGGCUUUUGACUGUGAGUAGUAAUAAAUUGUUAGAUUAAUGACCACAGACCUUAAAAAACCUUCCCUUUUCUAAACCUAAAUGAGGAAAAUCUUUAAGCAUUGAGUAUUUUCCCUUGUUUUUCAUUACUGACCUUUGGAGUACAGCUACGAGAGUAACUGGAGUGCAGUGGCAGUGAAGAAUUUCAUUCGUGUAACCAAUACCAAUGUUUCAGCAAAACAUAUUGACCUGUGGGCAGUGUUCUAUUAAAAAUAAAUGUGUUUAAUUUA
This is a messenger RNA of Brienomyrus brachyistius, 2230 nucleotides long. Its product is annotated as neuronal acetylcholine receptor subunit alpha-7-like. NCBI's taxonomy places the organism in Eukaryota, Metazoa, Chordata, Actinopteri, Osteoglossiformes, Mormyridae. The record is from RefSeq and is a predicted model, not a curated record. The transcript has 10 exons. Gene Ontology annotation, cellular component: postsynaptic membrane; synapse; neuron projection. The coding region runs from base 127 to 1653 and encodes 508 amino acids. Gene Ontology annotation, molecular function: transmembrane signaling receptor activity; acetylcholine-gated monoatomic cation-selective channel activity. Gene Ontology annotation, biological process: chemical synaptic transmission; nervous system process; monoatomic ion transmembrane transport.